GUAUUAAAGGGAAAUUAUUCUCUGAGAGCUAAUCGGAAGUAACCUACAUAGAUAAAACUAUUUAGGAGUGAUCUUCUGAGACCCACUGAUCCGUAACAAAGGCAAGUUUUUGAAAAAAUUAGGCCAUCGCCAGUCCAAAACGCCAAUUUAACCAAAAAACCGCUAGCAGCAAAGUAGGUUAGAGGUGCUUACGUAAGCUUGUAAUUGCAUUAUAUACCUACCUACGUUCUCUUUACGUUCAUAGUAAAAUACCUAAACAUUUGACAUCUACUUUUUAGUAACGCUAUCUCGCUCCCUCACUCUGGGGAUUAUUGUUCAUGGAAUGCGCGCGUCGGCUAGUCUCGCUACACGCGGCCGUAAGGAGCAUAAUUGAAAACAAGUUUGGUAUAAUAAACCUUAUUUGCCACAGCAUAAGGUCUGUUUUAUUAAUAUUGUUAAGUUGAAACCACCUUACAGUAACGAGAACUGUGUAGCGAGACUAGUCAUAGUGACUACUUUGUAAAAGUACAUUCAUAAAUUAUUAUUAAGUUAGCGGUGUUUUAAUUUUUAAAUCAAUUUCUGCAGUAGGCAGAUAACUAGAGAUGAUUGGAUUUUUAGAUGACAUAAUAGAAUGAUUUUUCUGAGCACUUUCAUGCAGUUUCUAGGUUCUAAACUAUACCUAAAUCAAAAGUCCUUGAGAAGUAGUCUCGUGGGGAGUGCGUCGACGUCAUCGUAAGAACUUUUUGUAGGUAUGUAUAGCUGAAAGCAGCUGUUUGAUUGGCUAACAAAGCCUCGUCGGCGGCCAUUUUGUCGAGCUGAGUCACCAAAAGGUGAAAAAUGUACAUGAAUUGAUGCGCACUCCCCACGAGACUACAUUACGGUAUUGGGCAUUUCCCUGAACAGAACACAAAAUUUGGGUUUCAUGUUCCUUACCUACCACAGCGUGUCUUGCUGAAAUUAUUUUUCCAAGUUAUUGAUAAGUUUAUACAAAUAAAAAAAGUACUGAUAACAAUAUAAUAAUCACCGGAAAACAGUUUGAAAAAGUUUGUUUGCGGCUACAGUAAAUAAACUUCAGUUUUCCGGCGGCAACCAUCGACCCUCGUCACAUGGUGGACGGAUCCGAGUUUUGUGAAGACAGUGCAAAGUGUUUUCAUGAAAAAUAAUUGUUAUCAAUCGAAACUGCUGCAACUGUCAAAACGGUGAAGUGAUAAGUUUAUGUCACGAUCAGCAAGUGCGAUUGUUUACGUGCAUCGUCAUGACUGAAAAGUGCUAGCGGAUCUUCGCAGGAUGUAGUCCUGAGUCGUGAUGUCCUGUGCUGCUACCGUGGAAGUGUCGUUUUGAAAGCAGCCUUGAAGAGUGCGUUUAACGCCGCCAACAUGACGGACCCGGCGGUCAAGGUGAAGACGGAGCGGCCCGAUGAGGCCGAAAUCAGGGAGUUGGCCGCCAAAAUGGUGGAGGCCAACAAGGCGAAGGCGCUGGCGGCUUCGGUGGCGGCCGCUCGGCCUCCGCCCGGCGCGCUGGUGGGCGUGCCGCCGGCGGGCGCGGGAGGCCAGAUGGGCAUCCUGAACUUCCUGACGCGGAAGCCCGGCGCGCCCGCGGCGGCCGACGCGCGGCUGGCGCCCGACGCCGACAAGAAGAGCCCGACGCCCGACGAGGCCAGCUGGAAGGGCCACUUCGGCUGGGACAUGCUGGGCAAGUGUCACAUUCCCUACAUCUACCGCUCCGGCGAGAAGUACGUGGCGGUCCGGAUGGUGGAGAUUAAACUCCUCAACAAGUACCUGAACUACCUUCACGCGGACAUCUACUCGUGUACCUGCAUCAGGAGCUACUACAUCACGGAGGUGGAGUCGCGACUCCUGAACGAAAUCAACAACAGGCAUUGUGACGGCCAGUUUGGCCGGGAACCUUUCACUCAAAAGGACCUAGUGGUGCGGUUAAUGGACGCGUAUGAGUUUUACAAUUUCCUAGAUGUUUGUUAUAAUAAGUUAUUAAGGGGCACAACUAACAAUAAAGACAAGUGUGGGUUUAUUCGUAUAAAUAAGGAAUCUGUGGUUCCGUAUACAGUGAGAGACAAUCAAAAGUUUGUGCCGUUGUUCUAUUUUGAAGGUGAAACUGACAAUUUGAAAUUAAAGGCUGAUCAGUUGAAAGGCUGGGACUUAUCGUACCUUAAGUUUUGUUGUAAAGUGCAGGGGAUAAGGAACGAGCUGUUUGCUAGUGAGACGUGUUCAGUGAUAAGUUUGUCGGACAUUAAGAGCUACUUCCCUCCGGGGACGGAGUUCGAGGAGUACUGGCCCAACAAAGUGGUUGACUCACAGCUGCUUAUCUCGGCAAAAGGAUCAGUCGCCGGCGGCGGGCAAUGGACGCGGGCGCCGCCCGCGCCGCCCCCAGGAGGCGUCGGCGGUGUGGGUGUGGGCGUGGGAGGCGCUGCGAGCAUGGGCGUCGGGACGGCGUCCACGCGUGGGCGCCGGCCGGGCUCCCAACGACACUCCCCGGCCUCGGCCGCCAUGCAAAUGCCCCACGCGGCUAGCAUAUCCGCUGCAGCAGUACAAGCCCUGGCCAACGGCUGGAGCCUCCCCGGGACCCUCACUCAAGCGCAAACGCAGCACGUGUUGCGGCUUGCUCAGGCGCAAGUGGCAGCGCAGGCACAGGCGGCGGCGCGGUACAGCAACGCGGCCAUCGCCGCCGCCGCCGCCAUGCCGCAGCACCGCUCGCAGCAUCAGAGGAAUAACCAGUUUCCGAACAGUGCAAUAACAAUGGCGAUGGGCCAGCAGCACCCUCCACCUCUGGUGAGGAGCUCAGCCAACACAUCGACAAUGAACGUGCCGUCGCAGGUGACUGGGACAAUGAAUGGCCACUCAACCUCUCACUCCGUCGACAGCCGCAAAAGGCUUACAGCGAUACCAGAUAUUCACAUUACUGGCAACCAUACGCCGUAUAAGGUUCAGAAAGCGUUAGUGGAGAACACCAUGGUGCCGUGCAUCAACGCCAAGCCCUACCAGUACACCGAACUACUCAUGACGCUGCCCGACCUGGCCAGCCACUUCUUCCCGCGCGUGUCGCUCACCACCUGCCGCGCCAUGCUCGACGCGCUCGGCCUCACGCUCUUCCGCCCCAACCAGUCAGUACCCGCACUAGCAGUACAGUACACAGUCACCGGCGGUACAGUACACGGUCACCGGCCGCUCAUGACGCUGCCCGACCUGGCCAGCCACUUCUUCCCGCGCGUGUCGCUCACCACCUGCCGCGCCAUGCUCGACGCGCUCGGCCUCACGCUCUUCCGGCCCAACCAGUCAGUACCCGCACUAGCAGUACAGUACACAGUCACCGGCGGUACAGUACACGGUCACCGGCCGCUCAUGACGCUGCCCGACCUGGCCAGCCACUUCUUCCCGCGCGUGUCGCUCACCACCUGCCGCGCCAUGCUCGACGCGCUCGGCCUCACGCUCUUCCGGCCCAACCAGUCAGUACCCGCACUAGCAGUACAGUACACAGUCACCGGCGGUACAGUACACGGUCACCGGCCGCUCGUGACGCUGCCCGACCUGGCCAGCCACUUCUUCCCGCGCGUGUCGCUCACCACCUGCCGCGCCAUGCUCGACGCGCUCGGCCUCACGCUCUUCCGGCCCAACCAGUCAGUACCCGCACUAGCAGUACAGUACACAGUCACCGGCGGCACAGUACACGGUCACCGGCCGCUCAUGACGCUGCCCGACCUGGCCAGCCACUUCUUCCCGCGCGUGUCGCUCACCACCUGCCGCGCCAUGCUCGACGCGCUCGGCCUCACGCUCUUCCGCCCCAACCAGUCAGUACCCGCACUAGCAGUACAGUACACAGUCACCGGCGGUACAGUACACGGUCACCGGCCGCUCAUGACGCUGCCCGACCUGGCCAGCCACUUCUUCCCGCGCGUGUCGCUCACCACCUGCCGCGCCAUGCUCGACGCGCUCGGCCUCACGCUCUUCCGCCCCAACCAAACCCAACUGCAAGUGCUGCGCAACUCUGGCAAGUGCAAAUCGGCGGCCGCCGGCGAGAACGGCAUGGCGCUCGUUCAGAUCCGUGACGUCAUGCAACACAUGCCGCAGUUCAAGUACAUGCUGCGGUCCGGGCUGGCCGCCGACGACUCCCCGCUCGCGCCGCUGGCACCACGCCCCGCCCACGCCCACGCCCAGUCCCACGCCCCGCCCCACGCUAAGCGAGCGCGCGCCAACUGAGAGACGAGCCCACGUGAUCAAGCGCUCCGGGAUCAUGAUUACUGCCUUCGCGCGCCGCCUGUUGAACUGUCCCCUGAAGUCAAAGUGAAACUCGAAGUCAAAAUUUCUUUAUUUCGUUUAGACCAGUGUUUUUCAACCUGUGGGUCGCGACCCCCUGGGGGGCCGUGAAGCCUUUAUAAGGGGGUCGCGAGAGGUCUUAAAAACUACCUCAGUAAAAAAACAUUAUCUUUAUCCGAAAUCUAAUUAUGCAAAUGCAUAAAAAAAUGUUGUAUGGAUUGAAGUAUUCGGUCCUUAUAAACGUCUUUGUAACAUUAUAAAAUGCAUGAAAAAAAAGCGAACAGUCGGGGGGUCGCCAAAUAUUUUUUCAUACUAAGGGGGUCGUGUUAUGAAAAAGGUUGAAAAACACUGGUUUAGACUAAUAAAUAGUUCUUACAAAUCGUCAUUUUGCUCUUACGGAGCAUCUACAUCAGGGUUUCCCAAUUUUUUUUUGCCAAGGAACCUUAAUUGAUUAUACUUUUCCUAGCGGAACCCCCGCACUAUUCCGCCCGCACGCCCUGCCCCUCCCUUGUGCGUAAACAAGUCGGUGCGCGCGAACAACGUCGGUCACGAAACGUGGAUAAUAUUUUUUACGGAACCCUUGCGGCCUUUCCACGGAACCCCAGGGUUCCGCGGACUACCUUUCGGGAACCGCUGCUCUACAUGUUUCAUAAUCUUUUUGCCCUACCAGCGCUUCGACACCAACAUUUGGCAAGUGCUGAGAAGAAGCCGCAACAAACUCACCUACUGCUGCAUCCCCCGGCAGAGGGCCGUAAGAUCGUAUCUCACGUGACCGUGUCGCAUCACAAUAAAGCUGAUUGGAAACUGCGGCUGGAGCGCUCUUAAUGGCUGUACACUACACCACGUGAUUGUGCAUUACGAGAACAUGAUCACCAACUGAACCGCACUACCCCACGGCUGCAUCUCGCGGCAGAGGGCCGUAAGGAUCGUACCUCACGUGACCGUGCCGCAUCACAAUAAAGCUGAUAGAAAACCGGGGAGUGCUGUUAACGGCCGCACACCACGUGAUUGUGCAUUACGAGAACACGAGUACUGCCUGUGCGAAAUCAACUGGACCGCACAACCUCGCGGCUGCAACCGUGACAGAGGGCCGCGUCAUUACAGAACUGCAGAACCUACUACACAUCACGAAAAUACGGCCGAUGCGCGCGCCAUCUAAAACAGUUCCACUGCGCGAUUAUGUCGCUUUAUAUGACCAUGCAGCUGAUUGAACCCCUCGGCAGCUGGAGUACUAUAGUAACGACGUGGUCGUGCUGCUUUACAAUAGUAUACAAUCCGGCGCGUGCGCCUAAACUGCACAAUUUAAGUUGGCUACAGAAGGAACCCUAGUGAUCUGAUAAGAAGGAUAUGAAAAGGCUUUAUUAAUUACAUAGUGUGGCAGGUGUCGUGGCGAAUAAUAAGAACUAAAAUAACAUCAAUGACUGGAGUGUCCUCAUAAUCCGCUGUCAAGUUAUGUUCUGUAUAGUUUAAAAAUUGGACUAUCUGACAAACAUUGAACUUUCUACAUAGGUGUAGUAAAAAUAUUUUCCACUAAUGAAAGACUUAGCAAAUUGUAAUGUAAAUGUGAAAUUGUCAGAUAUAGAUGUGCUUCCGUAGCUGUGAAUAUCACAAGUGAUCCUUAUCAAUGUUAGAGGUAUUGUGUCGGCCGUCACCGGCUGAGUGUUGCACGGGCUACCAUAGUGUUAAUGUCAAUUUCCACAAUGCUGUACAAAAUGUAUGAUACCUUAAUGUAAAUGGGAAGAUCUAAUUUAUAUGAUCAAUGAUAACUAUUUAAUAGAAGACUGAGAUUUUAUUUUAAAUUAUUUUGUAAUCAAAAAAAGUAUAGAAAGUUGUGAAUGCUAAUAUUUUAGUUCAAUAAUAUCAGAGUGUUUCGAUGGUACAGAGUUUCUUUUGAGUAAGUCUUGGCAUUGUAUGUACAAUAUUUUGUAAAUAGGUAGAUGUGCGUGUAAAGUUAAACUGCAUUUUCACAGUAAUGUGAUUUCAAGCAAUACAUUUGAUAUGUACCUAUUGUAAAAUAACUCUUAAAUUUUAGUGUACUAAAAAUAAGUAUUAUUUUCGAAUUCUUAAGACGCUUAUAAAUUAUCAUCACAAUUUUAAUAAGUCUUCAAUUAAGUCACAAGUAUGUAGGCGAAUAUUAGGAUACUUUAUAUUAUUUGAGCUACAUCGAAAACUUAUCUAUACUGAUUGGCCAUAACGUGAUCACUUGCUGCUUGAUACAAUUAUUUUAACUCAUUAUCUAAAAAGAUUUAGAUUUGAGACAUACCAGUGACAAAAAAAUUAGUUGAACUAAUGAUAAUUUAGCUAUCAUUUUUAAAGGAAAUUUGUUCCUGAUACACUUUUUCUGUGAAUGUAUACGCUAGACAAAGUCUACAAAACUGUAAAACAGAUCCAAUGCUGAAGUUUUUAUGUAAGUUCAAAAAUUAUAAAUUUUGGCUACUUGAGCUUCGGCUUGUGGAUAUACAGGGAGUCUGGUCGCACGACGUGUGGAGAAUUGAACAAAGAUUUUUUAAUUAAUUAACGAAAUUAAAAUUGUCUUCAUCUUUUAAGAAAUAAAAUACUUUAUAUUGUUAGGAUCUUUACGCAUGUCUGUCGUUCGACCAGUCAACCUGUAUUUUAGUGUUAAUUUAGAAUUUAUGUUCUACUUUCGAUAAUUAAGUAUCUUAAAACUAAAACACUUUGGACUGCACAUGUAAUUCUAAAAAUGUGGAAUCGAAAAUUUUCCAUACUUUUGAUACAAAGAAGUGUUUUGUAAAAAUGUAACUGAAUAUUUUCGUCGUUUGGAAAUGCUUGCUUACUUAAUUUGUUCUUCAGGUGAUGUCCCUAACAUUUUGUAGCAGUACCUAUUUGAAUGUUGGACAUUACUUGUGGUUAUUUUCUAUGGUUCAUCAAAUCUUGAUACAGUCUGUUCUUUUUUCUAAAAUUAAUUUAUGAUUGUUUAGACAACAAUUAAAAUCUCAUUGUAACAAAUUGAGGGUACUUUUGUUGGAUAGACUACGAAUUUCAAACACGUACUUGCUUUCUUAAUUCCUAACAUUAGUACUGUGAAUCGGGAAUCCAACGUACUUGACAAUGGCUAUGUAUAGCGAAAAUGCAAAUUUAUUUUAUUUAAUCCUUUUGUAAAUUUUAUAAUCGCUGAUUAGGCCUCUAGAGUUGCUAUACAAUCAAAAUUUUAGAUGUAACAUUUAUUGUAUGCAGAGCUGUGUACGCGUGGUAUGUUAAUUUAUUUAUGACAUAGCUGUAAGUAACAGGAUAUAAAAUUAUAUCAGAUGUAAAUUGCAGUUUUACGCAAUAGCUCUUCAAGCAAUGUCCAUUUGGACUGUUCGAUUCUGUAUUUAAACAAAUUAAAGAAAAGGAUUCUUAUAA
Messenger RNA from Ostrinia nubilalis (European corn borer), 7610 nucleotides. RefSeq lists its product as uncharacterized. Lineage: Eukaryota; Metazoa; Arthropoda; Insecta; Lepidoptera; Crambidae. Bases 1356 to 4190 code for a protein of 944 amino acids. The record is from RefSeq and is a predicted model, not a curated record. The transcript has 7 exons.